CGCUCCUGUUUGACCCUACAACUGUUGACGCACGUCGUGUGCCUUGCAACCUCUCUCUCUCUCUCUUCAACAACCACCUUCGUUUUCCUGUUGUUCAACCUCUUCUACUGCCGAUCUCUACCUCUAAUAAUAAUGCAUCUCUCAACGACGGUGGUUGGACUGGCCACUGCUGCUCUUACUGCAGCCCAGGCCCCCAGCAUCAAUGACUUCACAGCUGCACAGAUCGCCAAUGGCGAGGCUUUCAGGAACAUAUCGACUUAUGCGGACGAGACCAUGCAAUCAAACAUUGCCGGCAGAGCCAACGCACAAUGCACAUAUGACAACGCCAGUGUGCGAAGAGAAUGGCGCACGCUCCCAGAAGCAACGCGCAAGAGCUUCACAGACGCUGUCACAUGCCUCCAAAACCACGCUCCAACACAUAUGACCAACUUGGAAGGUCCGAACUAUCCCGGUGUCAAGUCACGAUUCGACGAAUAUGUCGCUACUCACAUCAACUACACUCUGAACAUCCACGACACCGCCGAUUUCUUUGCUUGGCAUCGUGCAUUCACCUACUUCCUCGAGCAGGAUCUCAUCAACCUUUGCGGUUACGAAGGUGUCAUGCCAUACUGGAAUUGGGCCGAAGAUGCCGCGGCUCCGCAAAACUCGCCUCUAUUCAAUGGCGAUGCAUACAGCAUGGGCGGUAACGGAAGAUACGUCCCUGGUCGUGCAGACACUUGGCUCGCUCAGCAAGAUGUUACCUACCCUCCUGGUACCGGUGGUGGCUGCGUGGAGUCAGGCCCAUUCAGCAACUACACAGUCAACCUGGGACCUAUUUCUCUGCCAAAUGCAGACAAUGUCGACUCUUCUUUCCAAUACAACCCACGCUGUCUGGAGCGUGACAUCAACCCUUGGUUCUCAAACCGCUACAACACUUACGAGAACUUGACCACUCUCAUCCUGGAACAGAUCUACGUCGAGAACUUCCAGUGUCUAUCCCAGGGCAUGUGCGGCGACAACGAAUUUGGCGUGCACGGAGGCGGCCACUGGCAGAUCGGAGGUUCCAUGAUGGACUUCUACUCUUCCCCAGCCGAUCCACUGUUCUUCCUUCACCACGCCCAAGUCGACAAGGUCUGGGCCAUCUGGCAAAACCUCGACAUCUGGAACCGCCAAUUCAUCAUUCGUGGCACAGGCACUCUUGGCUGCUCCGCACCAGAUUGCCCGGAGAUGACUCUCGACGACAUGCUUCCAUUCGGCUUUGUCGCUCCGGACCAGAGAUUCCGCGAUCUUAUGGACACCUUUGCUGGACCGUUCUGCUACCGCUACGAGUAGUCAAUUGACCACAGGUGGCGGCAGAAUAUCAUCAGAUGUACAUACAAAAUUCGAUCUAGCUCAGCAGCACCCGGCUGCGGCAAUCUUGUAGAAGACAGGGAGGAGGGUUCACGUGCUUGGAAAGCAAUCAGAUGGCAACAAGAAUCUCGAACUAGGCUUGUGCGUAGUAGCACAGUGGCAUUUAUCGCAGAAUGGCGUGGGAAAGGGCACCAAAAGACCAGAUAGAGUAAAUUUAAUGCAGUCAUGAUCAGCAUAGUCAGCGCCGAAUUGAU
Messenger RNA from Cercospora beticola, 1583 nucleotides. Its product is annotated as tyrosinase family protein. Gene Ontology annotation, molecular function: oxidoreductase activity. NCBI's taxonomy places the organism in Eukaryota, Fungi, Ascomycota, Dothideomycetes, Mycosphaerellales, Mycosphaerellaceae. The record is from RefSeq and is a predicted model, not a curated record.